Messenger RNA from Miniopterus natalensis, 1973 nucleotides. Lineage: Eukaryota; Metazoa; Chordata; Mammalia; Chiroptera; Miniopteridae. The record is from RefSeq and is a predicted model, not a curated record.
AUGGACAGGGUCUGCACAGUGGAUAUUCACCUGCGGGUGGAGCCAGCAGAAAUGCACCUGGAAAUGCAGGCGGGGGGCUGUCCAGUGAGGAGGCCACUGCACCACCGGAACCCCCAGAACCUCUCCCUGAGGACAGCCCCGAGGACACCUUCCUCCCCAGGAACCCCACCCCCCGCAAGGAAAGCUCUGAAUGACCCCCGAGACUGCUGCACACGAAAGGCGUCAUUCAGUGGUAGGUGGAAUCAACGCCAACUGUUAAAGCCCUGCGAACUGGAACAAAGAGUAGAAGAUGUUCGACUUAUCCGAGAGCAGCAUCCGACCAAAAUUCCGGUGAUAAUAGAACGAUACAAGGGUGAAAAGCAGCUUCCUGUGUUGGAUAAGACCAAGUUUCUUGUACCUGAUCAUGUCAACAUGAGUGAACUCAUCAAGAUAAUUAGAAGGCGCUUACAGCUCAACGCUAAUCAAGCCUUCUUCCUGUUAGUGAACGGGCACAGCAUGGUGAGUGUGUCCACGCCGAUUUCGGAAGUGUAUGAGAGCGAGAAGGACGAAGAUGGGUUCCUGUACAUGGUGUACGCCUCUCAGGAGACGUUUGGAAUGACAUUGUCAGUGUAAGACUAGAAAAAUGCAUCUGUUCUAGAAUUUUGUAAACCCUUACCAAUGGGGAUAAAAAGGAUGUUACCAACUGAGAUUGACCCGUUCAUCCAAAUCACAGAUCAUCAAAACAGUAGUGUUCCUGCCUAGGAGUUUUAGAAAGUUGUUUUUGUACCUUACACAGAAAAACUGAGCUCCAAGUGAGCACAUUCAGCUUUGGAAAGCUCUAUUAUUUAACCUAGGCUGUCUUGCUUUCAAGUUUAGAAGUUUAAAAAUAAAAUACUUUGCAUUCUAAGUUACCAAUAAAAUAGAUCUUCAAGUUAUUUUAAUGUUCUUUCCCCAAUAGGAACUUGCAUUUUGAGCAUUCAGAGACAGUAAGUCAGAACAUGCCAACUUUUUAUUGAAGGGUUUCUAACCAACUGGAGAAAUCUCAAGCAUAGCCCCCAAAACACAUUUGCCGUAACAGUUGGCAAAAAGCAGGCUAAAUGGGGGUGUAACAGGCCCAGAGAGAAAAAAUGUUAUUUCUUGUUUUAGAUAUUUUCUGAUCAAAGAGCUCAAACUAGUGCCUGCUUUGGUAAAUAAACAAGCACUUAUAUCAGUUUCAUUCUUUAGGACAGUGGUAGAAACUACAGAAUCCUGCAGAUGAUCUAUGUUUUUUAUGUUAAGUGUGUGACUAAAAUAUGUUAUUAAAAAGUUACCACAUUUUUAAGAGUAUUUCAGUUAUCACUGUUAGGUCAAACCACCGUUGAAAUUCUCCCACUCUAAGCUCAUGUCAGUUGUGAAGAAAACAGUAAAAGGAAAUGUAUUCUCUUCACAGAUAUUGUCAAAAACAUUUUCCAAGUCGAACUAGAAUAACCAGUGCUUCCUCCUACUUGCAUGGGGUUCAUUUACUAUUUUCAUGGGAGUAUCACAAAAGGAUCACAGACCACGUUAGACUACAUGUAGCAGGUCGCAGUUUGCCCUUGUGUACUUAAGACGUGUAUGGAAUACCUGUACCAGUUAGUGGAAGUUAUUUACUCUAACGGUGGGAUCAGGCAUUACUACAUAUGGCCCUUAACCCCCAGCCUUCCAUCACCUACUCCUGCCGCCGCAUGUGUCUGUCUACAUGGCUAACUUUUAAUAUGUAUAUUUUUACCUUAUGUAUAUUCUUAAUUGCCCUGUCUUGUUUAGAUUGUAUGUCAUUAUAUCUGACAUUCUUGUAACUACUGUGUGAUCAAUAAGAUUCCUAUAAGAAAUUCUGCUUUUUAAAAAAAAAAAUACCAUGCCGAGAGGGUUGACUUAUAUCCACAUUAGUGGGUAGUCGCUCUGUAUUUAUAGGAUCUUUAAAAUAAGUACAUUUUUAAAUGAACUAAGAUGAAUAAAGGCACAACUAAAAACUGUCA